This is a messenger RNA of Medioppia subpectinata, 393 nucleotides long. The record is from the annotation of a GenBank genome assembly. NCBI's taxonomy places the organism in Eukaryota, Metazoa, Arthropoda, Arachnida, Sarcoptiformes, Oppiidae.
AUGUCCGACACAUCAGUGCCCACAAUAGGCUAUUAUAGGAUCCGGGGUUUGGCUCAACCCAUACGGCUAUUGCUGACUUAUAAGGGCGUGAAAUUUAUCGACAAAUUCUACGGUAAGUCUGGGGCCAAAACCUUUGACGAAUUUACCGGUGUAUGGUUUGCCGAAAAAACUAUCCUGGGCCUAGACUUUCCCGGCAUACCCUACUAUAUGAAGGGCACAUUUAAACUGACUCAGAGCACGGCAAUCAUGCGCUACUUGGGCCGCAAACACGGCUUGAUAGCCACCGACGAGACCGGACUCGUACGCCAGGACCUGUUGGAGCAACAGUUGACCGACAUAUGGAUGUCAUUCACGUACGGCCUGUUGUUUAAUAAAGACUACGAGACGUUAAAA